Messenger RNA from Trichomonas vaginalis G3, 575 nucleotides. RefSeq lists its product as uncharacterized. The transcript has a single exon. The annotation marks the transcript as partial. NCBI's taxonomy places the organism in Eukaryota, Parabasalia, Trichomonadida, Trichomonadidae. The record is from RefSeq and is a predicted model, not a curated record.
AUGUACAGAAUAGACGUUUCAGAUUUUUAUGACUUCCAAGCGUUCAGAAAUAUGUGUCCAUUUCGAGACUAUAACAAAGCAGUCGAGAAUUUGAAACGUUUAGUCAUUUAUGUCGACUCUGCCCCAGAAUGUUAUGUCAUGAAAGAAUGGGAUGUAGUCUUUAACAAACCAAGAGCGACAAUAGUUUCAGAACAAGAAUGUAAACAGAAACUUAAGAAAAUAAAAGUCGUACAAGUUGGCAUGAAGAUGUUAGAUGCUUGGGAUAUCUUAUUGUCAAAACUUGAAGAUUUUUCAGUUCGUGGUAUAAAGUUCUAUACACCUUCUCCAAACUUCUAUUCUAUCUUCACUGGAUAUAAAUACGAACAAGUAGAAUGGAAAGAAAAUGUUAUAGAAGCUUGGUUAGACCAUGUCAAAGAAAUUAUAUGCAAUGGAAACGAAAGAGUCUAUGAGUAUAUCUUAUGUUGGUUUGCAAACAUCUUACAACAUCCAAGUGCUAAAAAUGAAACUGCUCUCAUCAUAAUUGGAAAACAAGGAACUGGUAAGAACACUUUCUUUACAGAUAUCUUAUGCAAACU